Molecule: messenger RNA, 7391 nt
Organism: Erpetoichthys calabaricus (reedfish)
Lineage: Eukaryota; Metazoa; Chordata; Cladistia; Polypteriformes; Polypteridae
Product: mitogen-activated protein kinase kinase kinase kinase 4
Exons: 32
Coding region: 366-4466 (1366 amino acids)
Biological process (GO): protein phosphorylation
Molecular function (GO): ATP binding; protein kinase activity
Source: RefSeq, a predicted model, not a curated record
UUUUCCUCCGCUGGAGGAGGUGGAAAGGGGGAGCUCUUUUGCAGUGUUUCUCCCGUUCCUCUCCCGCAAAGUACUGCCCAAGCCUUUUUUUCCUGCUUCCUCCCUCCCUCCCUCUCUUUCUGAUACACCAGACCGGCUCAGCUUCCUGUGUUUGUGUGGCUGAUCGUGAGAGAGAAGAAAGGCAAAGAGAGAGAGAGACGCUCGGGAGCUGCCAGCUCAACAUGGUGUAGUUGUUCUUGUCGGGGCCGGAAAGAAACACAAAGAGGAGCGUCGCCAAAUGUGGAGGAGAUACAGCGCCGCACAAUCGCAAACGUUUUGAAAGCAGAGACGAGGACAUUGUAAUUUUUGUUGAAUAAAUUGAAAAGAUGGCGAACGAUUCUCCAGCUAAAAGUCUGGUGGAUAUAGACCUUUCUUCUUUGCGGGACCCAGCCGGGAUUUUUGAACUUGUGGAAGUGGUUGGCAACGGCACCUAUGGACAAGUUUACAAGGGCAGACAUGUUAAAACGGGUCAGUUGGCUGCUAUCAAAGUUAUGGAUGUUACAGAGGAUGAAGAGGAAGAAAUUAAGCUUGAGAUCAACAUGUUGAAAAAAUACUCACACCAUAGAAAUAUUGCUACUUACUACGGUGCUUUUAUAAAGAAAAGCCCUCCAGGGCAUGAUGAUCAGCUGUGGCUUGUCAUGGAAUUCUGUGGUGCUGGCUCCAUCACAGAUUUGGUGAAGAACACAAAGGGAAAUAGCCUGAAAGAAGACUGGAUUGCAUAUAUCUCUAGGGAGAUUCUCAGGGGACUGGCGCAUCUUCACGCCCAUCAUGUGAUUCACCGAGACAUUAAGGGCCAAAAUGUUCUACUAACAGAAAAUGCUGAAGUUAAACUGGUGGAUUUUGGUGUUAGUGCUCAACUUGAUAGAACUGUUGGAAGAAGAAAUACUUUUAUUGGAACUCCAUAUUGGAUGGCUCCUGAGGUUAUUGCUUGUGAUGAAAAUCCUGAUGCAACAUAUGAUUACAGGAGUGAUUUGUGGUCCUGUGGAAUUACAGCUAUUGAAAUGGCAGAGGGUGCACCACCACUUUGUGAUAUGCAUCCAAUGAGAGCACUCUUCCUUAUUCCUAGAAAUCCUCCUCCAAGACUGAAAUCCAAAAAAUGGUCUAAAAAGUUCUUCAGUUUUAUAGAAGCUUGUUUAGUGAAGAACUAUAUGCAGCGACCUCCAACAGACCAGUUGCUAAAGCAUCCUUUCAUCCGGGACCAACCAAAUGAACGUCAAGUUCGGAUCCAGUUAAAAGAUCACAUAGACAGAACAAGAAAGAAGAGGGGAGAAAAAGAUGAGACAGAAUAUGAAUAUAGUGGAAGUGAAGAAGAGGAGGAGGAAGUACCUGAACAGGAAGGAGAACCAAGUUCCAUUGUGAAUGUCCCUGGUGAAUCAACACUUAGAAGAGAUUUUCUGAGGCUACAGCAAGAGAAUAAGGAGAGAUCAGAAGCCUUGCGCAGACAGCAGCUCCUCCAAGAACAGCAGCUGCGUGAACAGGAGGAGUACAAGAGGCAGCUUCUUGCGGAGCGUCAGAAGCGUAUUGAGCAGCAAAAGGAGCAAAGGAGACGUUUAGAAGAGCAACAAAGGCGGGAAAGGGAAGUUAGAAGACAACAAGAACGAGAAAAACGCAGAAUGGAAGAGAUGGAGCGAAGGAGAAAAGAGGAAGAAGAGAGGAGGAGGGCUGAAGAAGAAAAGAGGAGAGUUGAACGAGAACAGGAAUAUAUCAGACGACAAUUGGAGGAAGAACAGAGACACUUGGAAAUUCUUCAACAGCAACUACUCCAUGAGCAGGCUAUGUUACUGGAGUUUAAGUGGCGUGAGAUGGAAGAGCAACGGCAAUCAGAGAGGCUUCAGCGUCAGUUACAGCAGGAGCAGCUCUACCUCCUAUCACUGCAGAGUGACCAUAGACAACAGCAGCAAGACAGGAAUAAGCAGCAGUCCCAGCAGCAGGUUCAACAGCAACAAGGGUACCAGCCAACAGAGCAGAAGCCUCAGCCACAUGAGCCAACAGACAGACCAAGAGAGAGUGAGGACCGAUUCAGAGGUUCACCUCAAGCACAAUCAAAACAACCUAGCAAAGUGUUGGAGCCCCCAGUGCCUUCCCGCUCAGAGUCCUUUUCUAAUGGCAGCUCAGAACCUGCCCAGUCUGCAGUACACAGGCCUGUGGAGCCUCAGGUACAGUGGUCCCAUCUGGCAUCUCUCAAGAAUAAUGCUUCCCCUGUGUCUCGAUCCCAUUCCUUCAGUGACCCUUCUCCUAUUUUUGCACAUCUCCAUCUUCGUUCUCAGGACCCAUAUCCACCUUCUCGCAAUGACAUUCAGCAAAGCUCUGAGCCUAGGUCAGACAUGCCUGACCCCAGCCAAAAGGAUAAAUUCUCUGGGGUCUGGGCUAGAGCAGACAGUGAGGAGGUUCCCCCAAGGGUUCCUGUAAGAACAACAUCCAGAUCUCCUGUGUUAUCACGUCGUGACUCACCAUCACCAUUGAACAGUCAACUUGUCAAUCAGGCCGGCCAAAGGAAUUCCACAAGGUUCAAUAUUGAACCUAGACUUCUGUGGGAGCGAGUUGAGAAGCGGGUGCCCAGACCAGGCAGUGGCAGCUCUUCGGGUUCCAGCAACUCUGGGUCGCAGCCAGGUUCACAGAGCGGGUCUGGGGAACGGUUUCGUGUUCGAUCAUCUUCAAAAUCUGAGGGUUCACCAUCACAAAGACAAGAAAAUGCUGCUAAAAAGCCAGAGGAGAAGAAGGAUGCAUUUAGACCAAGCAGGCCAGCUGAUCUUGCUGAUCUAGCCAAGGAAUUGCGAGCUGUUGAAGAUAUUAGGCCACCGCAGAAAGUAACAGAUUACUCAUCGUCCAGUGAAGAAUCGGGAACUACAGAUGAGGAAGAGGAUGACUUGGAACAAGAAGCAGCUGAUGAGUCUACUUCUGGACCUGAGGAUUCUAGGGCACUCUCUUCGUCUAAGCUGAGUAAUGGUGAAACAGAGUCUGUGAAGACGAUGAUUGUUCAUGAUGACACUGAGAGUGACCCUGCUGUUACUCCUUCCAAAGAUGGCACUUUAAUUGUCCGACAGAGUUCAGGUGACAAAAAGCGCACCAGCCAUCAUGAGAGCAAUGGCUUUGCCGGUCGCAUUCACCUCUUGCCAGAUCUCAUACAGCAAAGCCAUUCCUCCUCAUCCACCUCUUCCCCAUCCUCCAGCCAGCCGACUCCCUCCAUGUCCCCUCAGACUCCCCAGGACAAGCCUACUGCAAAUGAGAGUCCUUCAGCAAGUAAUACCCUACAGAAACACAAAUCAUCCUCAUCAUUUACACCCUUUAUCGACCCACGCUUGCUUCAGAUUUCACCAUCAAGUGGUACAACUGUUACAUCUGUAGUGGGUUUUUCAAAUGAAAUCAGACCAGAUGCCUUGAGACAAGAUCCAACUAGGAAAGGUUCAGUAGUUAAUGUCAACCCAACAAACACUAGACCACAGAGUGAUACCCCAGAAAUACGUAAAUACAAAAAACGGUUCAAUUCAGAAAUUCUUUGUGCAGCUCUGUGGGGUGUCAACUUAUUAGUAGGUACAGAAAGUGGCCUCAUGCUACUGGACAGAAGUGGACAGGGGAAAGUAUAUCCAUUAAUUGGAAGGAGAAGGUUUCAGCAAAUGGAUGUUCUUGAAGGUCUGAAUGUCCUAGUGACAAUAUCAGGCAAAAAGAACAAACUAAGAGUUUAUUAUUUGUCAUGGUUGCGAAAUAAGAUUUUGCAUAAUGAUCCUGAAGUAGAGAAGAAACAAGGGUGGACAACAGUAGGUGAUUUGGAAGGAUGUGUGCACUAUAAAGUUGUAAAAUAUGAAAGGAUCAAGUUCUUAGUAAUUGCAUUGAAGAAUUCAGUGGAAGUCUAUGCAUGGGCACCCAAGCCAUAUCAUAAAUUUAUGGCCUUCAAGUCUUUUGGUGAAUUAAUGCACAAGCCAUUGCUGGUGGAUCUGACUGUCGAAGAAGGUCAAAGGCUGAAAGUGAUUUAUGGUUCCAGUUCUGGGUUUCAUGCAGUGGAUGUGGACUCAGGGACAGUUUAUGACAUCUAUCUGCCAACACAUAUCCAAAGUAGCAUCCAGCCACAUGCCAUAAUCAUCUUGCCUAAUACAGAUGGAAUAGAGUUAUUGGUAUGUUAUGAGGAUGAAGGUGUCUAUGUGAACACAUAUGGAAGGAUCACAAAAGAUGUGGUUCUGCAGUGGGGAGAAAUGCCUACGUCAGUUGCCUACAUCCGUUCCAAUCAGAUUAUGGGCUGGGGUGAAAAAGCAAUUGAAAUCCGCUCAGUGGAAACAGGACAUUUGGAUGGUGUAUUCAUGCAUAAACGGGCACAAAGAUUAAAGUUUCUUUGUGAAAGAAAUGACAAGGUCUUCUUUGCCUCAGUCCGUUCCGGUGGAUCCAGCCAGGUUUAUUUCAUGACUCUUGGCCGAAGCUCCCUUCUUAGCUGGUAAACGAGAGAAACAGCCACAGUUACCAGAAGAAACAAGACAAACAGAAUCUUUAAGAUCUGAAUAAAAUAAUCAUUGAACUAAUCUACAACUGGAGAACGACCUGCACUGAGGCCAUUAAUUCUCGAAAGCUGUUAUCAGCUUUUUAGAUAAUGACAGCUGAGGAAUUAAAAUCUGUGGUGUCUUUGGUGCUGUUAAAAUAUGGCAGUCAGACACCAGAAACACUGUGGCUCUGACCUGACAGUAAACAACACUUCAUCUCAGUUAUAGAAUCCUUAAGCUUCAGGCAACUCUGCUUGUCUAAAAUGAAAAUGAGCCCUAUCUUCAGUCACGUAGUAGGAUAAACACUGAGUGUGCAAGUGCAAGCAGGGCAGCGAAGCUGUUACAAGGCAGAUUGGAAAAAUCUUAAAAGUGUUAAUGUUUGGUAAUGGCUAUAGAAGAAAGAUAAAGGUUUUAGUAAGUUUUUAAUCUGUGAUUAAAAAAACAUUGAGGGGCAAAAAUGGUGAAUUUCCUGUAGAGAGAAUGGGACUUGGAGAUGUAUUUGUUUACUUUCUGUGCACCAGGAAUCUCCUGAAAGCAAGGAAGUCAUUGUUCACUUACUCUUUGUGUUAGGCCUGGAUUGGGUUCACAUCAUGCAGGGUUAAGACAUUAAAUUUUUUAAAUGUUUGAAGUUUUUUUCCUUCUUAGAAGUGCAACAACAUGUAUUUUUUUUAUUAUUAUAAUUGUUGUUGUUAUAUAUAACAAAUAUUGCACUUUGAAAAUUCCCAGAUUACAGCUGAUUUUUUUUUCUUGUUUUUGUGCCUACCUCAUUGUUGAAAUGCAGGAAUUAAUGGAGGUGGAAAUAUUGUGUAUGUUAAAAAAGUAAAUAAAAAUAAAUUUCUGACUCUUAAACAUACAUUAACCAAAAUAUUUGAUAAUGUUUGACUGUUAUAAUGGAACUGGCACAGUCAGACAGAUGGACCAUUGUAAUGGUGAUGACCCAAAGGCAAUGAUAACAACAAGGAAGCAUGUAACAGCAGAAAGUUGUACCUGAAGUAUGUGUAGCUAAAAAUGGAGAGGAUGACUUUGUUUAUCUUAAGAAAAAAAAAACAGAAUUUUGUAGCAAACAGUUAAUUCUGCUAAGCUUCUGAACCAUGGGUAGUGGAGUAUAAACUCUGUGUGGUUAUAUUUUACUUUUAAGUUUUUUUUUUAAUAAUGAAUGCAAUGCACUAAAUUUCUCAAGAAUGUAGAAAAUUACUGUUUCUCAGUAAAUAGCAUUAAAUUUCCCCAUUUUGGAUGCAAAAAUACCAAUCCUGAUGCUUAAUUGUUUUUCUUUGUAAUAGAGCUUGAACAGGCUUUGUUUUACAAAGUGGUUUGACAUUUAUAAUGCUCAACAGUUACAUGUCGUUUUGUCUGAUUACUUGAAAGACCAGAAGUGUAUGAUGCAUUGAUAAAAUUUCAAUACACAGUGGUAUUGCAUUCUUACACCGUAGUUUCCUUUUUUGGGUACUGUGUUGACAGCUGCCUUAAGCUGUUCAUUCUGUGAACAGAAUCUCAGUGUUUCUAUAGGGCUUAGUCUUCAGUAAAUUGAAUUAUUCUCUGAAUCAGCAUGACAUCGUAGGGCUUUUUGAGGCUUUGUAUUUGUUUAACAUGUUAAAAAUGGUAGGUCAUAUUUAAAGUAAACAUUUUAGAGAUUAUCUAUGACUUGUUAACCACCUUGUUAAAUUAACUAUAUCUAGCGUUUGAGAUGCUGUAGAGAACAUUGUUUUACAAGGCAUUAUUCUAACGAUGGAAGAAUUUACCCUGCCCCAUCAAUGCCCAGGAGACCCUCUGAUUUAUAGUUCAUUUUUUUUAUCCUCCCCACCUUACAAUUAUAAUAAAUAAAUAAAUUAAAUAAAUAGAACUAACAAUGGCUUACUUAAAUAGGUGCUGGUGAACUCCAGGUUGCAGUACCUGCAUAUUUGUUUUAUUUAUUUAUUUAACUUGAGCACUGAAGACAUAAGCUGCUUUGCUUAUAACUUGCAAAUGCUUUAAUUUUUUAAGGGAGCCAAGAAGUUUUUAAUAUUAAAAAAGGGACGUACUUGUCAAAGACCUGAACACAAUAACGAGAUUUUUUUAAGAUACUGCACUUGUAUUCACUACAAAUCAAAAUCAUUUUCUUAAAAUGAAAACAGUUGUUGAUGAGGUCUUUAUGGUAACUAGAGUCCCCAAGGACUGAGUCGGUCUCAGACUUCUGAUGGUCUUUCUUCAUGUUAUUAACUUUGUUAAUUGAGGCUGUUCUGACAUAAGUGAAUUUACCAUUAGCAGAUAGCUUUGAAAUUUUAAAACAGAAAGCAUUUUUCCCCAGCAGAGUCUGACUAGCAGGUUUCAUCUGAAAGCGAUGUGCAGAGGUGGCAAUGAUACAAGCUUAACAGUAUUACAAAACCACUACGUAAAAAAUAACUGAAGAACUCUUUCAGCAUUGUUACCUUAAAGUUCUAGAUUUAGUUAAGAUGCUUAAGGAUAGUUAAAUUUUAUUUCUGUAUUUUACGUAACCCUUAUUAUAUGACUGCAGUGUUUUUAAUCUUAUGCACAUGUUACGUUGAGAAAUGUUUACAAAAACAAUGUUUUGUUUCACUAAUGUGCAUCACUUAUUUAUGGUUUAUUUGAAAGCAAGUUUUUUGUGUUUUUUAAGCUUGUUUUGUAUUAUAAAUACACUUUUUUGUGACUCAUAACCCCUAAACUCUGCUGAUUUUUAUUUUUUUAAGGGUGAUGCAGAAGUAAUGCAAAUGAAUUUCAAUUAAUAACUAAUUCUUUAGCUGCAGAGCCAACAAAUCACAGGCAAAAUGUUUUCAUUAUUUGUUUCUGCCAUGCUAUCUAACUUAUGUCCUAUGUGUAUUAUGAAAAUUCUUGUAUUUUCUUGAAGGUCAAUUUUUUCUUGAAUAAAAUAAAGUAAUAAAUGUUGUUUGA